AUGUUGGUACCCUGUUCUAUCUUCAAUCGCGCCGUGGCGCUUAUCUCAUUCCUAUACGUAUUGAGCACCCUCAGUACCUGCAACGCUGCGAUACAAAAUGCUGCCAUCCGCCAAACUGACGAAGCCCAAGCUCGUGCCGCAACCAUCAAGGACGCAUUCUUGGUGGCUUAUAACGAUUACAUACGAUAUGGAUAUCCUGCAGACGAAGUUCUGCCUGUUUCGAAGGGUGGACGAAAUUCCCGUAAUGGCUGCCUUAUCGCUAAGCGAGUACGGAUCUUUCUCUCGCCGAUGAAGGAUGCUUUUGACGAUGCAGUCAAUAAAACGCUGAAAAUCGAUUUCUCAACCAAUCAUACCGAUGAUCUAGUCGUUGUGUUCGAAACUACCAUUCGUUAUGUAGGAGGCAUCCUAUCGGCAUACGAAUUAUCUGGCGCCAAUAACCAAGCGUUGCUGGAUCAAGCACGAGUACUUACGGAUAAGCUGAUAUAUGCAUGGCCGGAUGAAAAUCAAAAGCUUCCGUAUUCGGUAUUGUCCUUUACUGACAAUACGCCGGCUAGUGAUAUAGUCAGCUUGGCCGCGGCUGGCUCAAUGAUUGUCGAAUUCGAUCGUCUGAGUUACUAUACUAAAAAUGACAAAUAUAGGAACUUGGCAGACAAAUCUAUGAAAUUUUUGAUGGAUUUACCCGGGAUUUUUCCGGGAUUGCCUGGUCUGCGAUAUAGCGCAAAAAAUGGUAGUGUCAUACAAGACAGGGUCACAUGGGGAGCAAGCGCCGACUCGUACUAUGAAUAUCUUCUGAAAUACCCAAUGCUCACAAACCAAGCUGACCCAGUAUAUCUUGAAUCGUGGAAGAAAGCAGUAGGAUCCUCGAUCAAAUACCUUGUCACUACGUCGUCGCUCCAAAACCUCACGUAUCUGGAUGAAUAUUCGGAAUCUGAGGGUGGAAAAAGACACAUGUUUUCGCAUCUCGCAUGUUUUGCUGUGUUAGCGCAUAUAACCCAAUAUUUAUGGAGAAUCUGUGAUUCACCAGGUGGAAACUGGAUGAUGGGAGGACGUGUGCUCAAUGAUCCAGAAAUCCUAAGAUAUGGGAUCUUGUUACUCGAGACAUGUAUGAGAUCGUACACGGCCACCAAGACCGGACUGGGCCCUGAGAUAUUCAAUUUCCUACCUCCUGAUGGCUCCGAUGGACAAAGAGGUAAUUCCGAGUUCUAUAAAGCCAACGGAUUCUACAUCACAAAUUCCCAAUAUAUGCUGCGGCCAGAAGUGAUAGAGUCUGCAUUUUACGCAUGGAGGAUUACUGGGGAGACAAAGUAUCAAGACUUUGUAUGGAAUGCUUUUCAAGCUCUCCAGAACACCUGUAAAGCCCCUGCAAGCUACUCGGCUAUAGAUAACGUGAACAGCCCAAAUCCAAAGCUAAAAGACGAUUGCGAAAGUUUUCUUACAUAUAUCUCACCUUUGCAUCUCCCGACUUGUUGUCCUUGGAUCAAUAUGUCUUCAUAUGUCUCUAUGCAAAAUAUUCCUCAAGCUGAAAAGCUCGUUGAGCAAAAGACGAAAAUCCAACAUCGGUAUGCCAGACAACAAGAUGCAUAA
Molecule: messenger RNA, 1584 nt
Organism: Melampsora larici-populina 98AG31
Lineage: Eukaryota; Fungi; Basidiomycota; Pucciniomycetes; Pucciniales; Melampsoraceae
Product: family 47 glycoside hydrolase
Exons: 18
Coding region: 1-1584 (527 amino acids)
Biological process (GO): N-glycan processing; carbohydrate metabolic process
Cellular component (GO): endoplasmic reticulum; Golgi membrane
Molecular function (GO): mannosyl-oligosaccharide 1,2-alpha-mannosidase activity; calcium ion binding
Source: RefSeq, a predicted model, not a curated record